AUGGAGCAGCAAGAACACAAGGCGCCUGCGGGCCACUAUUCUGGCACCAACAGGAUUCCCAACAUCAAGCAGUUCAUGGAGGGCCUGGACAAGGAUAAGAGGGAGCGAGACGCCAAGAUCGAUGCCGAACAGAAGCAGCACAAAACCGGCGAGGGCGAGGUCAAGGCUCACCACACCGAGAAGCCCAAGGGAAGAAACCGCAGGACAGUCCGCGAUCCAGUCACUGGCAAGGACGUCGAGAUCGAUGAUAUUGGCCCAGAGAUGGUGAAGGCUGUUGAUGACCCCCAUCUCUUCGUGCCAAACGCCAAUCUGGGCAAGGAGACCACCGUCAAGACGGAACCUACCCAGUCUGGCGAGGAGUACCGGCGCAACCAGGACAUCACAGCACCGCCGGACCCAGUCGAACCUGGCACGACGAGCGACGUGCCCAUUCACGGCGAGAAGACCAACGUGCUCUUCCACCCGACCCCGUCCGUCAGCUACGAGCCCAUGUACGCCGCCCUCGAGGCCAGGGCAAAUGUCCUAUGUGCCGGCAUUUUCUUCGCCAUCGCCUUCAUCGGCAAAAUCCUGGGUGGCUCGCUGUGGGGACUGGUUCCUCUGGGGUUCUGCGUCGCCUCGGGAGUCUUCCUCUGGGUCAAGGAUCUUAUCCGCCAGGGCCGUGAUGUCGAAUGGUCAAGCGAACAGCAGCGUGGCGAGACUGCGGUCAUCAACCUCAUCCCUGAGUCUGUUGAGUGGAUGAACACCGCCAUCGGUCUGAUCUGGGGGUUGAUUAACCCAGACAUGUUUGCUGCUGUUGCGGAUACCUUGGAAGACGUCAUGCAAGCAAGCGUUCCGGGUGUCAUUGAAAAUGUCAAAGUCAACGAUAUCUCGCAAGGCAGCAACCCCAUAAGAGUCUUGAGUCUGCGUGCUCUCCCGGACAGCCACGUACAGGACCUGAAAGACGAGAUCCGCAAGCAAGACGAGAAGACCAAGGACCCCCAAGAACUAGCAGCUGACGAAGAAGGGGGUGAUUUCUACAACCUCGAAGCAACCAUCGCCUACCACUCACUGCCGUCCGGGGCGGACGUGUCUUCCAAGGCCAAAAACAUGGGCAUGCAACUGGUAUUCUAUCUGGGCUUGAAAGGCCUCUUUGGAGUACCGUUUCCCAUCUGGGUUGAACUCAAUGGCCUGGUCUGCACCGCCCGUAUCCGCGUGGCCCUUGCCCCUAACCCACCGUUCAUCAAGACACUCAGCGUGACCCUUAUGGGCCUGCCCAAGGUCGAGGCCAGUUGCAUACCGCUGAUCGAGAAGGGCGCGAACGUUCUCAACCUUCCCCUUAUCUCCAAUUUUGUGAACUGGGCCAUCGCAACCGCGGCUGGCAUGUACGUUGCCCCCAAGUCACUAACCCUUGAUAUCGGCAAGAUGUUAUCAGGUGACGAUAUCACCAAAGAGACCCAGGCCCUUGGCGUUCUCUUUAUUCGUAUCCACAAGGCUACUGGUCUCUCAAAGCAGGAUCGCAGAGGCAGCGAAGGUGGCGGGUCCGAUCCCUAUAUUUGCGUCGCGUUUUCCAAGUUCGGCAAGCCCCAGUACUGUACGCGUGUUAUCCAGGAUAACCUCGAUCCGAUCUUCUCUGAGUGCGCCGCUCUUCUCGUCACCCCUGACAUCAUCAAGGCGGACGAGCAGCUUUCGUUGGAGCUCUGGGACAGUGACAGGUCCUCCGCGGAUGAUGUUGUGGGGAAGGUCGAGCUAAGUAUCCAGAAACUCAUUCAACACCCAGGCAAAAUGUUUCCUCAGAAGUCGACUCUCAGAGGCACCAAAGCAGAAAGCACAAUGCCGGGCACGCUGUCUUGGGAAGUCGGCUUUUUCGGCAAGACCCAGUACCGCAAGGCUCUUCGGACUGACGGCAAGGAUCCCAACCUCCCGAAGGAACUGCAGGAUAAGAAGGAGCUACAGCAGGACGUCGGCUCUCUGGAUACCGCUAACGAAGACGCCGUCGUGCAUACACCCCCUGACCCUCUUUGGCCAAGCGGAAUUGUGAGCGUCGUUGUCCAUCAAAUCGUCAAUCUCGAACUUGAGAACGUCAAGGGGUCACAGGGCAAGAGGAAGGGACGUGAAUUCGAGCCUGCCAGGCCCGAAGCUGGGGACAUCAAGGAGGAGACGGGAAAGAAACUACCGAGCUCGUACUGCACGAUUCUUAUCAACGAUGAACUCGCAUACAAGACCCGCACCAAGGUGGUGUCAUCAAAACCCAUCUUCGAAGCUGGAACAGAGCGAUUCAUCCGGGACUGGAGAGCUGCCAUUAUCACUGUCACUGUGCGAGACUCGCGCAACCGUCAGCACGAUCCGAUCAUUGGAGUGGUCCCGCUGAAAUUGUCCGACAUCCUCCUGACUAGCAGUCAGAGCACACGAUGGUAUCCCCUCGACGGCGGCAUCGGCUUUGGACGUGUCCGCAUUUCGCUCCUUUUCCGCUCUGUCGACCUCAGGUUGCCACCUCAGCAGCUCGGCUUCGGCGAAAUUGGAACCUUCGAAUUCCUCUCAGACAAGCUCACCGCCGUCAAUUACGACGGAAAUUCUCGUACAAAGUUAAAGCUCCGCACCGGAGGAAGUUCCGCCGUGAUCAAGAGCGAGAAAUGCAGCCAGGCAGAAGAUGGCAGCCUCGUUUGGGAUAUCACUGAGUCUCAGCCCAGAAGAAACGACGAUGGAACUACUACCAACGUAGAAGGUCACAUUCGACUUCCUGUUCGGUAUCGCUACCGCUCACCUGUCUUUUUCGAAUUCCACCCGACCGGGAAACGGCACACCGACACCUAUGCUUCUGUAUGGUUGCAAGAUCUCAUCGAUCUCGAAGAGAAGGACUUCGAUAUCCCUAUCUGGCGGUGCAACAACGGCACCCGCCUGAGCCAAAACUACAUCACCGAGGCCAACUACAAAGAUGUUCCCAAUCUGAAUAUCGAGGAGAUUGGACGGCUUAGAUUCCGGGGAAGGUUCAAGCCGGGAACUGACCGCGACCAUCUCAAGUUUGUAAGUGAUAACGACUCCCGCGAGACGAUCGAGAGCUGGGAAGCGUGCUACGCCGAGGGCGUGAGGAAGGAGCUCGUCGUCGCAGAGGUGCCGCCGAGCAUUCAGAAGCUGCACGAUGCCAGCCUCACGCAGGGGCGAGACGUCCUCGCCCAGGCGGACGAGAAAGACAAAGAGAAGUGGCUCUCCAGGGACGGCACCGACUGGAGCGGUGCCUUCGGCAAGGACCCCGUGGAGACCAUGGGCAAGAGCCGCGGCGCCGACGAGGGCUCGGACACCGACGAGUACGAGUACGACGACGAGGACUCGAGCAACCCCGACCUGGGCAUCGCAGAUGCCACCACCGAUCCUUCCAUCUACAGCGGUGGGGACGCCACCGGUGAGCAGUCGAGCACGGGCGCGCGCCAGUCGGUGGAUAGCGGGCACGGCAGCCAGCUGUCGCCUCAGUCGACCAAGAGCAGCAGCGGCAAGUCCUCCAGCAGCAAGAACCCCAUCAAGGCGCUGAAGGACUACAACACGCGGAGUAGGGACCUGCACCGUCAACACCGGGGACUAAUGCAAUGGAAACCCAUGCGAAAUGUCCAAUUCGCCAAGAACGAGGCUACCUUCGCAGUUCGUCGGAUCACCAAGGUCGGAUCCCUGAGCGGUCGGAAGCCUGAUGUUGAGACGGAGGUAUGA
Messenger RNA from Diaporthe citri, 3675 nucleotides. RefSeq lists its product as uncharacterized. Bases 1 to 3675 code for a protein of 1224 amino acids. The record is from RefSeq and is a predicted model, not a curated record. Gene Ontology annotation, molecular function: lipid binding. Lineage: Eukaryota; Fungi; Ascomycota; Sordariomycetes; Diaporthales; Diaporthaceae. The transcript has 3 exons.